AUGCCUGUGGAGGACCAUUUCCCGGAGCCCUUGGUCUUCAAUCCAGCAUCGGGGAUACACAAGCACACAGUGAUCCUCCUCCACGGCCGCGGCGGAAGCGCUGACGCGUUCGGUCCUGCGCUACUGAACACAGCCCUCCCCGUCGCAGGCACCGCCAUAAGCACACAACAAGAUGGCCCCCACGGCCGGAGACGGACACUCGGUGAAGACAACGGGGUUUCCACUGAUGCCUCGGCUGCGCCUUCAGUCUGUGAUGGAGCCUCUGCCAAAUUGUACAACCAUAUCAGCCCAAUAACGCUCGCUCAAGCACUUCCCCAUGCUAGAUUCGUCUUCCCGACCGCCCCCAAGCAGCGUGCCACUGUCUACAAGCGCAGCAUCAUUCGCCAGUGGUUUGACGACUGGCACCUGGGCUUUGUCGAUGACAAGGUGGAUAGCCGCUACGACCUGGGCCUGCAAACCACCGAGCUGGUUAGCACCGUCGAGUAUCUGUACCGUCUGAUCGCCGAGGAAGCGAGGCUGGUCGGUGACACGCGGAAAGUCAUCCUGGGAGGAAUUAGUCAGGGUUGUGUAGCAAGUUUGGUGGCGUCGUUGCUUUGGAAGGGAGAGGAAGAAUUGGGUGGUGUCGUUGGUAUGUGUGGGUGGCUGCCUUACAUCAGCCAGAUGAGAGCACAGCUCGUGGGUCGAGAUGGUCAAGAAUCAAGAGAUACAACUUGGGGAGAAGACCUAGAAGAGGGUGCGGGCUUUGAUCCUUUCGAAAGAUCGGCUUCCCCAGAUUGUGAUAUGGAUUUACCCGGUGGCAUUGACGGCAAAGGCUCUGUGAAGUCAGCCCUUGAGUGGCUGCGAGGCGAGCUCGACAUUCUCGAGACACAGUCCGGUUCCUCGGAUGUGCUCCGGAGCAGCGUUCCAGCCAUUUUGUGUCAUGGCCAGGAUGAUGACAAGGUCGACAUCGCGAAAGCGAGUGAAAGCGCCGAGUUUCUCCCGGCCCUCGGUCUCGAGCCACUUCGCUUCAAGGAAUAUGCGGGCGUUGGGCACGAGUUCUCCUCGGAGAUCCUCUCUGAUAUCGCUGUGUUCAUACAAGAUGUGCUUGGCGAGCCAUCAAUUUGA
Messenger RNA from Diaporthe amygdali, 1104 nucleotides. RefSeq names its product acyl-protein thioesterase. Gene Ontology annotation, cellular component: cytoplasm. Bases 1 to 1104 code for a protein of 367 amino acids. NCBI's taxonomy places the organism in Eukaryota, Fungi, Ascomycota, Sordariomycetes, Diaporthales, Diaporthaceae. Gene Ontology annotation, biological process: protein depalmitoylation. The transcript has a single exon. Gene Ontology annotation, molecular function: palmitoyl-(protein) hydrolase activity; carboxylic ester hydrolase activity. The record is from RefSeq and is a predicted model, not a curated record.